AGGCAAAAGUUUGAAGAAGGAGAUAUCAUUAAAAUCCCUCCAACGUGUGUGAGAGAGACAGAGCAAAAUAGGCCGACGACUUUCACCUCACAGGUUGGCGGAAUCGUUGUGCUCUUGGCCCACCAACCCGCAACUAUACGGUUUUGUUACCGCCUCACGGACCUCACUGACGUUCCUCUUGGAAGUGGGGUACAUCCAAAGGCAACUUUAUUCACAUUUAACACACGAGGAGUAGUCGGUCUCUGGUGAACGUGUCAAAACGAUUUUUUCUUUCAUCACUCUCCCUGUGAGAGAGGUCUCCCUGGCUGGGGGGAUUAUUUAUUUAAUUUUAUUAAUUAAUGAUGAGGAUUCUGGAGUUUGUCUGGAGCUGUGGGAGACGAGUGAAGGAUUGAGUCAGAAAAUUUUGGGAAUUUUUUUUAAAUUUUUUUCCACCGGAAUUUAAUAAAAUGUGGGAGAUUAUCUGGAGGUGGAUUUCCAGUGCUGCAAUGGGAUUUUUAAUUGUCCUCGUGUUCUCCAGCUCUGAUGCCAAUGGGAGAUACAGUGACAAGCAGAGGUACGACGGAUGGUACAAUAAUCUCGCGCAUCCGGAUUGGGGAUCUGUUGAAAGCCGGUUGAUAAGAAAAGCUCCAGCGGCUUAUUCAGACGGUGUCUACAUGAUGGCGGGUCAGGACAGAGCAUCACCGAGAAAAUUAAGUGAUUUGUUCAUGCGAGGAGCCGACGGAAUAGCCUCUGUCAAGAACAAAACCGCAUUGUUCGCAUUUUUCGGACAACUCGUAACCGCGGAAAUAGUAAUGGCGAGCGAGAGCGGAUGUCCCCUGGAGUUCCAUCGAAUAGACGUGGAGAAAUGUGACAGGAUGUUCGACAAAGAUUGCCAGGGGAACAAGUACAUUCCGUUCCUGCGGGCGGACUACGACAGGAAGACUGGACACAGUCCUAAUAGUCCUCGGGAGCAGGUGAAUAAGGUGACCAGUUGGAUAGACGGGAGUUUCGUGUACUCCAGCAGUGAGGCCUGGGCGAACACCAUGAGAUCCUUCGUCGAUGGGAGUUUUCUCAUAGAACCAAUCAGACAAUUUCCAGUCAGGAACACGAUGAGGGCACCGCUGUUCAAUCACGCUGUGCCCAGUGUUAUGAGGACAAUGCUGAGUCCUGAAAGACUUUUUCUUCUCGGUGAUCCCCGAUCGAAUCAGCACCCAGCUCUCCUGGCAUUUGGAAUAAUUUUCUACCGCUGGCACAAUGUCAUGGCAUCCAGGGUCAAGGCCCAGAAUCCCGAGAUGACCGAUGAGGAGGUCUUCCAAAGGUCGAGAAGAAUCGUCGUCGGAACAAUUCAGAACAUAAUAAUGUACGAGUAUCUUCCGGAACUCCUGGGGGAACAGCUGCCAGUCUACACUGGCUACAAGCCCGACCUUCAUCCAGGAAUUUCCCACAUGUUCCAGAGUGCGGCCUUUCGAUUUGGCCACACGAUGAUCCCCCCGGGGAUCUACCGGAGGGACGAGAGCUGCAAUUUUCGGGAGACCAGGAGCAACAAACGUGCCAUCAGGCUCUGCACCACCUGGUGGAACUCCAAUCAAAUUCUGGCGAACUCGACGGUCGAGGAGCUGAUGAUGGGAAUGACGUCACAGUUGGCGGAGAGGGAGGAUAAUUUACUGAGCAACGACAUCAGGAAUAAUUUGUUUGGGCCCCUGGAGUUCUCCCGGAGGGACCUGGGGGCCCUCAACAUCAUGAGGGGACGGGACAAUGGACUACCGGACUAUAACACCGCGAGGGUCCACUUCAAACUGCCCAGGAGGACCUCCUGGAACGAUAUAAAUCCUGAACUCUUCAAUAAAAAUCCAGAGCUGCUGAGGAAUCUGAUGGAGAUUCACUCGAAUAACCUGGACAACAUCGAUGUUUAUGUCGGGGGAAUGCUCGAGUCCACGGAUGGACCUGGUGAAUUGUUCUCAGCUGUCAUCAGGGAACAAUUCCUGAGGCUCAGGGACUCCGAUAGAUUCUGGUUUGAAAAUAUCGAUAAUGGAAUUUUCACGAAGAACGAGAUCGAGGAGAUCAAGAGGGUCACACUGUGGGAUGUCAUCAUGAACUCAACGACAAUCAGCGAUAAGGGAAUUCAGAGGAAUGUUUUUGUCUGGAAGGAUGGAGAUCCUUGUCCACAGCCGGAACAACUCACUGGGGAAAUGCUCGAUCCUUGCGUUCCUCUCAGGAGAUACGAUUAUUUUGAGGGAAGCGAAUUGGCUUACAUUUACGCCUGCGUCUGUCUCGGUUUUAUACCGAUAUUAUGCGCCGGAGCCGGAUACGGCCUUGUCAAACUUCAGAAUCGUCGAAGACGUCGUUUGAGAAUCGUUCAGGAGGCGAUUAAAAAGCGAAGUGGUGCUGGUCAUGUUGCGUCAGCCACUGGACACGGAAGAAUAUCCGUUGACAAGAUGAUAGUCAGGGAGUGGCUUCACGCCAAUCACAAGCGACUGGUCAAGGUCAAAUUUGGGCCGGAGGCAGCGCUCUACAUUGUCGACAGAAAGGGCGACAACCUGAGGACAUUUGAUUUUGGGGGUGUCAAUGUCGUUGGGGUUGAGGAGUCCCAGGGGGGUGACAGUGGUAAAGCAAUGAUUCUUCUCAGAAUUCCUCGUGAUUAUGAUCUCGUCCUUGAGCUGGAUUCCCUGAGCUCUCGUGCCAAGUUUAUCGCCAAAUUGGAAACAUUUCUCACGUCUCAUAAAAAACACCUGUCGAUUGUUCAGACGAAUCGGGAUAUUAUGAUUGCUAAGGCGGAGACGAAGGAGAGGAGGCAGAAAAAAUUGGAGCAGUUCUUCCGGGAGGCGUAUGCACUCACAUUUGGACUGCGACCUGGGGAGAGGAGACGGAGGAGAUCGGAGGAUAGCGACGGGGGAGAAGUCGUCACUGUCAUGAGGACUUCGCUGUCGAAGAGCGAAUUUGCGAGUGCUUUGGGCAUGAGGCCCGAUGCGGUGUUCGUUAAGAAGAUGUUUAAUAUUGUUGACAAGGAUGGCGAUGGGAGGAUAUCCUUUCAGGAAUUUUUGGACACCGUAUUACUCUUCUCCCGCGGAAAAACCGAGGACAAAUUACGAAUUAUCUUCGACAUGUGUGAUAAAGACAGUAACGGAGUUAUCGACAAAGAGGAGCUCUCGGAAAUGCUGCGUUCACUAGUGGAAAUAGCCAGGACAACUUCGUUGUCAGACGAUCACGUAACCGAGUUAAUAGACGGAAUGUUUCAGGACGCAGGACUCGAGCGCAAGGAUUACCUCACGUACAAUGAUUUCAAGCUAAUGAUGAAUGAGUACAAAGGGGACUUUGUGGCAAUAGGAUUGGAUUGCAAGGGAGCAAAGCAAAAUUUUCUUGACACAUCUACUAAUGUCGCGAGGAUGACGACUUUUCAUAUUGACCAAUUGCCACCAGAGACGACAAAGAACUGGGCGAGAAAGCAGUGGGACGGGAUCUCCACAUUUUUGGAGGAAAAUAGACAAAAUAUUUUUUAUUUGUUUAUAUUUUAUGUGAUUACCAUUGCCCUCUUCGUGGAGCGAUUCAUUCAUUACUCCUUCAUGACAGAGCACGUAGACCUCCGUCACAUAAUGGGAGUGGGAAUCGCCAUCACUCGGGGGUCAGCGGCUGCCCUGUCUUUCUGCUACAGUCUGUUACUACUUACGAUGUCCCGAAAUUUACUCACAAAAUUGAAGGAAUUCUCUAUACAACAGUACAUUCCCCUCGAUUCGCACAUACAAUUUCAUAAGAUAGCUGCGUGUACAGCCCUGUUCUUCUCCAUUCUGCAUACACUGGGUCACCUGGUGAACUUUUACCACGUGUCCACCCAACCAGUGUCACACCUGAGGUGCCUCACCAGUGAAAUGAGCUUUCCCAGUGAUGCCAGGCUCACUAUUUCGUUUUGGCUGUUUCAAACUGUCACAGGAGUCACCGGAAUACUUCUCGUUAUUGUGAUGACGAUUAUCUUCGUAUUCGCGCAUCCCACCAUCAGGCAAAAAGCCUACAAAUUUUUCUGGUCAACUCACAGUCUUUAUAUCGCACUUUACGCACUGUGUCUUAUUCACGGACUCGCUAGGCUCACUGGAGAACCGCGCUUCUGGAUAUUUUUCAUUGGACCUGCCAUUGUAUAUUCCCUCGAUAAAGUCGUUAGUCUCAGAACGAAAUAUAUGUCACUGGACAUAAUAGAAACGGAACUGCUCCCUUCAGAUGUGAUAAAAAUAAAGUUCUACCGCCCACCGAAUCUGAAGUAUCUCUCGGGCCAGUGGAUUCGGCUGGCGUGCACAGCUUUCAAAUCGAAUGAGUUUCACUCGUUCACGUUAACGUCAGCACCGCACGAGAAUUUUUUAUCGUGUCAUAUUAAGGCUCAAGGGCCCUGGACCUGGAAAUUGCGAAAUUACUUCGAUCCUUGUAAUUACGGUACUGAGCAUGAGCACCCGAAAAUUAGGAUCGAGGGGCCCUUUGGUGGGGGAAAUCAGGACUGGUAUAAGUUCGAAGUGGCUGUUAUGGUGGGAGGGGGUAUCGGGGUCACCCCCUAUGCCUCCAUGCUCAAUGAUCUUGUCUUUGGAACUUCUACGAAUAGAUAUUCAGGGGUUGCCUGCAAGAAGGUUUAUUUCCUGUGGAUUUGUCCCUCUCACAAGCACUUCGAGUGGUUCAUAGACGUUCUGAGAGACGUUGAACGAAAAGAUGUGACGGACGUCCUCGAAAUUCACAUAUUCAUCACUCAAUUCUUCCACAAAUUUGAUCUCCGAACUACGAUGCUUUAUAUCUGUGAGAAUCACUUUCAAAGGCUAUCGAAAAAGAGUAUAUUCACAGGACUCAAAGCGAUUAAUCACUUUGGACGUCCAGACAUGACGUCAUUCCUGAAAUUCGUACAGAAAAAACACAGUUAUGUCAGCAAAAUAGGUGUCUUCAGUUGUGGACCGAGACCUCUGACUAAGAGCGUUAUGUCCGCCUGUGAUCAGGUCAACAAAGGCCGCAGGCUGCCAUAUUUCAUCCAUCAUUUCGAGAAUUUUGGAUGAUACGAGCUUCUCAACUCGAUAUUUAAUUGAAAAUUUGUAUAUAAAAUUUUGUUAAAUAGAUUUUUUAUGAUAUUUGGU
This is a messenger RNA of Diachasmimorpha longicaudata, 5075 nucleotides long. It is a transcript of the gene Duox, whose product is annotated as Dual oxidase. The transcript is spliced from 13 exons. Gene Ontology annotation, biological process: response to oxidative stress. NCBI's taxonomy places the organism in Eukaryota, Metazoa, Arthropoda, Insecta, Hymenoptera, Braconidae. Bases 447 to 4997 code for a protein of 1516 amino acids. The record is from RefSeq and is a predicted model, not a curated record. Gene Ontology annotation, molecular function: calcium ion binding; heme binding; peroxidase activity.